AUGGAUGAUUCCGAGGCCGCUCAAACUAUCGAAUCACCCACCGAUCGCAUAGAAGAAACGCCUGCAGAUUCUCCAGCAAAUGAGGAAGUUGAACAAGCCGUGCAUGAAGUAGCAGACAGUGAACCCGUUCAACAGACUGAUAGUGCUGUGGAAGCCGCAUCUGAUAUUGUGGAUGGUGCUGUUAGUGGAGAGGAUACGCAGGAUUUGGUUGCUAGUGAUGAUGCAGUGAAUGAGGGUGAUCAGCAAAAGCAGCUGCAGCCAUCAAAUCAAACAGAAGAAGAGAGAGGAGAGGAGAUACCGGCUGUAAUAAUCGAAUCUGAGUCAGGGCUUCCUGUUAUGGACUCCCAUGGGGUGGUGGAGCUCCCACCAGCAGAACUAAAACCCAUGGAGACUCAGACUGAUAUUGCUGAAUCUCCUAAAGAACACACCAAACCAGUCCCAAACAUUACAGGCUGGUACCGCAAGCAAUACCAUGGUGGGUUUCGAGACACGAGGACAAGAGUCGAGUACUAUCAUGCUGAUGCGCAGACUGUUACGCCGCAAGAGUUGAGGAAUCAGAAUGCACCGGUAAAAGCCCAUCGAGAUACGCAGACCAAGUUUAUCAAGACUCGGGAGACGCAGGUUAUGGUUGAGUGUGCUACGCAGAUGACACAUAGAGGUGUAUACGUGACUGUUGAGUCAGAUAAGAUUGUGGAGGCACGGCCUUAUGUUACUGCAGAUGAGCAUCGGGAUAUGAUUGUGCAAUGUGUUACGAAAAUCCAGUGCUUUAUCCGAAAAUGCAAUGCUGUACGCACGGUGAAUCGGAUGAAGGAGUUGAGGGAGGAAGAGGCUCAGGCUAAGAUUGCUAAAGAAGAACGGAGACGUAAAUUGGAAGAACGUAAAAAGCAGCAGGACGUUGAGUCGAGACUACAUCCAAGGACACAUAAGGAUUUCGAGAAGUUGUUGAGUGGUCUUGAGAAGUGGAGACUACAAGAAGCAGAACGAAUCGCAAAUGCAGGAUACUCUGACAAGGAGCGCAUCAAAGCUCUUGCAGACUUGCUAGACCAGGAAGCGUCAUUGCUACAAAAGAUUGAUAGGCUGAAAUUUGUUGCUGCUGAGGGAAAUUAUGAUAGGAAUGUUGCAAAGAAGCUUGACGCUAUGGCAGCACCCAAAGUAUGGUCUACCCGCGCAACACACGCGCGCCAAGUCCUCGUCGAAACACCAACAACUGUACGAGCUUCUGAACUUCGUGAUUUGCAUCGUGCGUUAUGCACGUCUGCUGCUACAACAAGUGUCGAUGAACGAUUACAAGUUUUGCUGCAUGUGAAAUACACAGUCAAAGAGUUUGAUUGUGCGCUGACGAGAGAUAUCGUGGAUUUGAUUGAUCGGGAGGGAGAUAUGGUUAGUAGAGGGAGGGAUGCGGAGAGUUUGGAAGGGUUGAGGAAACGGACGUCGAACAUGUUUUUACAGUUUAUUCAGACGCCAGAGUUUAAUCCUGAAGCUGCGAGAUUCCAAAAGAUUGAUGGCAACACCAAAUCAACAUCCGCCGACAAAUCCUCCUCAGCUACCCAAGCCUCAAUCUACCAAUGUCGCUCCUGCUCACGUUACCUCCCAUCCUCUGAUUUCAGACUCUCAGCUACCCUCCGCUCCCUCAACCAAUGCCGAACAUGUGCAAACGCAGCCGACAUUGCAACGCGCAAAGCAGCAGAUCCAGCAUACGCACAACUCCUCGCCGUCCUCCGUACUCGUGAACGAGCUUCGAAUCCUGACGCUUCAAAGGGCGUAAUGGACCUCCUCCAAGAAGUGGAUUUACGAUACCUCAUUGAUACCAUCUGGACUGGCAAAUCAGCUGUUUCUGGAGUUGCAAAUGUUGCUCAAUUGAUGCUUGUAAGAUGGGACAAGAGCCAAGUGUUGAGUCCCUGGAAUUGUAUAUUGCUGACAAAGAGUGAAGCUGCUGGACAUGAGGGGCUUGAUGCUGCUCCCGAAGAGGUUUAUGCUGAGGCGUUUGUGGAGAGGGUUAGACAGAGGCAUGUUGUUGGGAGGAGGCACUUUGGGCAGGUUGUUGAGAUGAUGAAUCUUAUAUAA
Molecule: messenger RNA, 2064 nt
Organism: Synchytrium microbalum
Lineage: Eukaryota; Fungi; Chytridiomycota; Chytridiomycetes; Synchytriales; Synchytriaceae
Exons: 10
Coding region: 1-2064 (687 amino acids)
Biological process (GO): cilium assembly
Cellular component (GO): acrosomal vesicle; motile cilium
Source: RefSeq, a predicted model, not a curated record